Molecule: messenger RNA, 1879 nt
Organism: Antechinus flavipes (yellow-footed antechinus)
Lineage: Eukaryota; Metazoa; Chordata; Mammalia; Dasyuromorphia; Dasyuridae
Gene: TSEN34
Product: tRNA splicing endonuclease subunit 34
Biological process (GO): tRNA splicing, via endonucleolytic cleavage and ligation; tRNA-type intron splice site recognition and cleavage
Cellular component (GO): tRNA-intron endonuclease complex
Molecular function (GO): tRNA-intron lyase activity; nucleic acid binding
Source: RefSeq, a predicted model, not a curated record
UCCUCCAGUCAUAUUUUGGGCGAAAUAUUUUGAAGGGGGCGUGGCUCUGGCUGCAAGAGCUCGGAAGGGGCGGGGCUGGGACCGGGCUCGCUGUGACGGCUGGAGGAGCUACUGGACACGUGGGCGCCGGCAGGCUCGGGGAGCCCGGCCCCCGAGCGGCUCUGGAGCCCGACUCCAUGCUGGUGGUGGAGGUGAAGGCGGGCCAGGCCCUGGUGUGGAGCGCCGAGGCUGCCCAGGCGCUGCGGGAACGGCUGGGCGUGGGGGGCCGGCCCGUGGGGAGCCUGGCUCGGGGACCCCGGCAGAACGCGCGGCUCGGCCUCCCGCUGCUGCUGCUGCCGGAGGAGGCCCGCCUGCUGGCCGAGAUCGGCGCCGCCACGCUCGUCACCGCACCGCGCCGAGAAUCCGGCCGGCAAGCCCAGGCUGCGGCUGUUUACCGGCAGGAGCAGGAGGCUGGGUUCCGGGAGCAGCGGGCCCUGGCGGCCGAGGCCCGGCAGAAGCGCCUGCAGGACCUGGCGGAGCACAUUGCCCAGGGCCGGGCCAAGAAACAGCGGGGGCCUGCGGAGUCGGGGCAAGGAGAGGAGGCAGGUGAGGUGGAGGGCCUUUGGGGGAGGGGGCGGGGUCCCUGCAGCCGUUCCACCUCUCCCGCCUUGCUCUUCCCCUUCCCCCAGCAGGCCUGCAGCCCCCUUCCAGAGACUGCCAUGCUAGUCCAACUGCCCACGGCGCGCCCCCGACCAGCCUGGGCCAGGCCCCUGGACUGGCACCACCCGUCCCCAGAUUGGCCCCAUGCUGGAAACCCGGCUCAUGAGCUUCGGUACCGAGUCUACAAGGACCUGUGGGAAAGGGGCUACUUCCUCACCUCCGGGGGCAAGUUUGGGGGCGACUUUCUGGUCUAUCCAGGAGACCCCCUUCGCUACCACGCCCACUUUGUGGCCCAGUGCUGUGCCCCCGGGGACCCCCUCCCGCUGCCGGAUCUCGUCUGUGCCGGACGUCUUGGGACCAACGUGCGCAAGACCCUGCUCCUGUGCUCCCCCCAGCCGGACGGCUCUGUGGCCUACACCUCCCUGCACUGGGCUGGCCUGCCGUGAUUGGGGAGGGGGCCGGAGGCCUGGCCCCAGCCUUUGGACCGGCUCCUGGUGCCAAAUGAACCCAGAUGUGCUCCUUGGACUGCGCAAGGAGAGGGGGAGCCACCUUUUACUGCUUAACCCGAAUUAAAACCUCCCGAUGGGCGCUGACCCUGGGGGCUGGGCCCUUCCAGGAGGCUGAGUCAGCUCCAGCCUUCCCUAGAGCUUCCCUCUGGCCUCAGUCCCCUCACCCUUAAAAUGGGGACUGCAGGAAGAGGCCUGGGCCUUCUCUUCCCCUGUUACAUUAAUCCUGAGACAGACAGCUAAAUGUUGCCUUGCUGGGAGGGAUCCUGAAGACCUGAGUUCUACUGUGCCCUCAGACCCGUUCUGGCUGUGUGGUCCCGGGCAAGUCAUUUCCCUUUGUUCUGAGCCAGGAAAAGGGGCUAAUCCCUAUUUCCCAGGGUUGCUGUAGAGAAGAGCUGAGAUCAUUACUGGAAAGCACUUCCGGCAGUGACUGGCACGCAGUAGGUGUGGUAGAAAUGGUGGCAUUUAGCCGUUCUUGUCUUCACGUGUGGACAUUCUGGGCCCUUCUCCCUCCUGUUUGUCCCUCUCUGGGACCCUGGGAGCAGCCUAGCCCCAGAGCCCUUGCUGAGUCCAGAGACAAUCUGCUGAACACGACGUUGCCCCAUUGUUUGUUUUGUUUUUAAACUUUAUUUUAAUACUACAUUAUUUUUCCAAUCACAUUCUCUUGUUGUCGUGGUUGUCGCAGAUUCUUUUUUUUUUUCAUUAAACUUUUAAUAGUGCUUUGUUUUCCCAAA